AAAUCGAUGAGUUUUAAUCGAUAAGCUGAGUUUCUGUCUGGAAGUGUGAGAAUAUUCUGGUGCGGGCUUUGUUUGUGCCGGUGUCGCUGAAUUAAAGUAAGACGCAGCAUUGGCUACGGCACUUUGCCCAUAUUCUACAAAUAUUCAGCAAAAACAUAACUAAGAUGGGCCGCAGCCGAAGUCCUGUGUCACCGGCCCACAGAAGACGCGAAAAAGAACGCACUGAGCGAAAAAAGCGGCGUGAGCGGCGUUCACGUGAACGAGAAGCAGUUGGAGCCACUAGUACUAGCCGGCGUGAUCGUGAGCGAGAUAGAAGCCGCAGCAGGGAAAGAGAUCGCUUGCGAGGUCGGCGUACCAGCAGAUCCCAUUCGCGUGGACGAGCUACUAGCGCCAGCAGCUCUGGACCAUCAACUUCGCGACGAUCUACCCGCAAAAACACAGGUGCUACUACAGAGCGUCCAAAAAUCAAUGAAGCAGAAUUGAAGGGAAAAUCGCCAGAAGAAGUUGAAAUGCUCAAAACAAUGGGCUUCUGUACUUUCGACAGCACUAAAAACAAGAAAGUCGAGGGAAACGAUGUUGGAGAAGUUCAUGUAAUUUUAAAGCGCAAGUACCGGCAGUACAUGAAUCGCAAGGGUGGCUUUAAUCGACCUCUUGAUUUUGUAGCAUAAUACAAGAUUUGUAUUAUUAUAUUAUACAUUUUCGAGGUCUUAGUAGGCGCAUAAUACGCGGCUGUAUUGUCGCAAACCUGCAAUUUUAUGCAAUAGACCGGUUUACAAAAUUUGUAUAUUUGACAAACAAAUUUCCACCUCAAGCACAAUACCUCAUAUAAUUAUAAAGUACUUUAAGAAUACGCGUUAUUAACAUGAAAGUAGCACGCUUGCCUUCAAAUGCAUAAGAACCUAUGAAUAUUGUUUUUUAUACAUUUAAAGUAAGUUAAAUUUAUUCGGAAGCUCAUUCAUUAAUUUGAAGUCAAACAAAUCAUUUAAAUUACGUUUUUUUUAAAUUAACAUAAAAAGUCCUACACAUUUAUAUUACCUUACCAAUAUCCUCCAUACGCUGCAAUAGUACAACUUUUUACAACCACACAAAUAUAUAUAAAAUAUAUAUUUUUUAUAGAGAAAAUUAUUUUUACACACCAUGUACCUAACACCCCCUUAUAAUCCUUACCAAAAAUGCAAGGACAAUAGCCAUAGCAAUGUUAAAAUGUUAUUUGUUUUGUCAACGUGUAUUUUUUUUAGAAUACACGAACAGGUUAUUCAAUAAUAUAACACGCACGUGCCAGAAGUAAAAAUUAAUUUAAACAUCAUUCGUAAUCUUUUGUACUUUAAAACAAUAUACAAUGUACUUCGGCUGAUAUAGAAUAAACAAUUACAAAUUUGGCCUUCUAUAUACAUAAAUUUUUAAACGUAAAUUAACUUGAUUUUUAAUUUCAUUAUAGUUUUCUAAGUUUGGUAAAUUGCAGGGAAGUUUUAAAAUGAUACUAAUGAUACUAUGUAUGUAUUUCUUAAUGAAGGUUCUAAUAAAAAAUGCAGUUGCUGUCUUUAA
Scaptodrosophila lebanonensis is the source of this 1545-nucleotide messenger RNA. It is a transcript of the gene ytr, whose product is annotated as U4/U6.U5 small nuclear ribonucleoprotein 27 kDa protein. The coding region runs from base 165 to 668 and encodes 167 amino acids. The record is from RefSeq and is a predicted model, not a curated record. The transcript is spliced from 3 exons. Lineage: Eukaryota; Metazoa; Arthropoda; Insecta; Diptera; Drosophilidae. Gene Ontology annotation, biological process: RNA splicing. Gene Ontology annotation, cellular component: precatalytic spliceosome.